Gracilinanus agilis (Agile Gracile Mouse Opossum) is the source of this 1823-nucleotide messenger RNA. It is a transcript of the gene NAAA, whose product is annotated as N-acylethanolamine acid amidase. Gene Ontology annotation, biological process: fatty acid metabolic process. The transcript has 11 exons. Gene Ontology annotation, molecular function: fatty acid amide hydrolase activity. Gene Ontology annotation, cellular component: lysosome. The record is from RefSeq and is a predicted model, not a curated record. Bases 1 to 1143 code for a protein of 380 amino acids. NCBI's taxonomy places the organism in Eukaryota, Metazoa, Chordata, Mammalia, Didelphimorphia, Didelphidae.
AUGAGUUUGGCAGCUGGGGCGGGCGGCCGGGCCGGGGGGCGCCUGGGCCUGAGGGCGCCCUGGGGACUCCCCUUUUUCGUGGGGCUGUCGCCGCUGCUGCUGCUGCUGCUGCUGCUGCACCUGCAGGCGGGGAGCCAGGCCAGAGCCUCCAGCCUCCCCGCGGGGCUGUUCCCUCCUCGCUUUAACGUGAGCCUGGAUGAGGCGGCCACGCAGCGCUGGCUGCCCGUGCUGCGGCACUUUGACCCCGGCUUCCUGCGGGAGGCCUUGGCCACCAUCAUCGGGGAGUCCGUUCCUAGCUGGGUUCGUGCUGUGAUCAAGCCAGUGGCAGAAGAGAUGGAGAAAUUCCUGCCUCAGCCCUUUGAAGGCGAGAUUCGAGGGAUGUGUGACAGCCUGAACCUAGAUGUUGGGAACUGUAUCCUCAUCAAUCUUGCCUAUGAGUUUAGUGCAUUCUGCACCAGCAUCAUUGCCCAGGAUGUCGGUGGCAACAUCUACCAUGGCCGGAACUUGGAUUAUGCUUUUGGAAGUCUUCUGAGAAAGCUGACUGUAGAUAUUCAGUACAUAAAGAAUGGGCAGAUCGCAUACACAGGGACUACCUUCGUGGGAUACGUCGGCUUAUGGACCGGCCAAAGUCCGCACAAGUUUACUGUUUCUGGGGACGAGCGAGAUAAAGGUUUUUGGUGGGAGAAUGCCGUGGCAGGUCUUCUCAGAAAACACUGUCCUGUGAGCUGGCUUGUCAGAAAUACUUUGGAAGAAGCUGAGGAUUUCGAAGCUGCUGUGAUCAAACUGGCCAAAAUACCCAUUAUUGCAGAUGUUUACUAUAUUGUCGGAGGCACAUCACCCAAGGAGGGAGUGGUAAUCACGAGAAAUAGAGGUGGUCCUGCAGACAUCUGGCCUCUUGAUCCCACAAAUGGACAGUGGUUCCGAGUUGAGACAAAUUAUGAUCACUGGAAACCACCUCCCAAAUGGGAUGACCGAAGAACACCUGCCAUCAAAGCCCUUAAUUCAACUGGACAAGAAAAUAUCAACUUGGAUACACUUUUUAAGGUUUUGUCAGUGUUUCCAGUUUUGAACAAUCUCACAAUUUAUACCACAGUAAUGAGUGCAGCAAAGCCAGACAAGUACACGACUCAGAUCCGAAACUGAGGGAGAAAGACGUGAAAAAAAAAUUGAAUUCUCUAGGAGCUGCAAUUAAAAAAAUAAAACCAACCAAAUGCAUUGUAAUUCUUUGUGAAAGGCAUCCACUUUAGACUGCUCUACCACAUCCACAUGGGACUCUUUGGAACCAGUUUUAGCAAGGAAUGAUGACAGCUGCUGCCCAAAGGCAUUGAAUUUUUUAAUCAAUCACCAAUGAAAUUCAGAAUUUCCCUAUUUUUAUUUUGAAGAUCCUUAAAAGAAAAAAAGUGGAUGCUGUGGGUCUUACCUCUCAGUCCAUCUAAGAAUUCAUGCUGUUAAUAAAUGCAUAGAAGGACUCUCUCCGUGUUGAAGGCUAUCCGCCAGGAAAGGGAUUUGGAGAAGACACAUGAGCUAUUGUAAAGUGUGAGCAUUGAUGCUUUCCGUUUUGGAUAAUGAAAGUGUGAUCUUUUAUUAUAUUUUUCUAUGCAACUGGUAUUUUUGAUCUCUUAUGAAUUUUCUGUUUAAAAUUUCUGUUACACUUGAGUCAGUUUAAAAAAAAAACUAGCCUAUUUUCUUACUGCUUCCAAAUAAUGAUCCGUCAUCCCAGCCAUUGCUAUGAUUAUGUCCCUUGCUGGGCUGGGCAACAUAGUGUUAGGGAUACUGAUAUGUCAUUCCGAACAAUUAAAUAAAAGUUUUAUAGAGAUACUGUA